This is a messenger RNA of Sipha flava (yellow sugarcane aphid), 3018 nucleotides long. RefSeq lists its product as uncharacterized. Bases 318 to 1751 code for a protein of 477 amino acids. NCBI's taxonomy places the organism in Eukaryota, Metazoa, Arthropoda, Insecta, Hemiptera, Aphididae. The record is from RefSeq and is a predicted model, not a curated record. The transcript has 6 exons.
CCCGGUCACGCGCGUCAUUCCGUCGCCCGGCUCGACACGCACAGCACCGUUCGCGCUCCGCACCGAUCACCGGUAAACCGUCACCGACUCCUCCGCGCGCGUCCCCGUCCCGCGACCCGACACAGGUGCCCCGCUCAGUUCGCAGUCGCCGUUCCGGUCGUAUUAUGUGAACAGGUCCACCCGCGGUUCGCCCACGCCCGUGUUCUCGCACUCAACCGUCCGUCCGCGCGCCGAUCCCUCUCGAACGUUUCGCCCGUGCCCGACAGGGUAUUUCUCCGCUCCCCAAAGCCGUUCUCGAAACCGCCCACCGACCGACCAUGUCCCGGUUCCCGUCGCACGCGCUCCCGGCGCUGGCGCUGGCGGUGCUGCUGCUGGCCGGCUCCGUACGCCCGUCCUCGGUGGACGACAACACCGUGGACGACGAGCCGAACCCGUUCCUGGAGGCGGCCAAAUCGCUGCUGCAGGACUCGCUGGCCGCCAACGGCCAACAAGCCGGCGGCCUGGGCGCCGUGCUCCAGACGUUCAUGCAGACGGACGGCGCCAAGUCCGGGCUGGGCUCGAUCGUGUCCGGACUGGCGGCCGCCAAGGGGUCCAUGGACCCGCAGAUGAUCGGUCAGAUCGUCGGCAUGCUGGCCGGCGGCGCGGCCGACAAAUCCUCGUCCAACGGCGACAACGGCUCCGGCGGCGUGGACUGGAGCUCCAUGAUCGACUUGGCUUCCGGGUUCAUGUCGUCCACCGGCGGCGCGGGCGGCCAGGGAUCGUCGAUCGAGGGAUUCAUGAACGUGCUGCCGGCGCUAGUGAACGCGUUCAGCGGCGGCCACGAGCACUCGGACGACCCGGAGGUGGAAGACACCGAGGAGCACGAGCGCCACGCCCGCGCGUCCACGUUCCUGCCGCCGUUCCUGAGCAGCGCGUACGUGUACUGGGAGCACUUCAAGAACAGCGAGCUGGGCACCACGCUGUGGCGGAACAGCGGGCUGGGCAGCAUCAUGCAGCUGUUCGUCGACAGGAACGGUUAUUUCCAGGUGGACAAGAUAUUCGAGUCGAUGGAGAACGCACCGUUCAGGCGCCGGUGGGUGAGGAGCCUGACCAGUUUCGUCGCCGAGUGGAUCAAACACGUGUCCGACCCGAACACGCAGUCCAGAUACUUGUCGACGACGCAGUUUAUCAUGAACGGGUUCUUGAAAUCCCAAGGUUACUCCAAAGCGGCCCAGUUCGACCCGGCCAGACCCUCGGAAUCGUUGAGUUUCCUGUUCGACGCGGUGGCCAAGAGACAGUUCGGACUGAAGAUCAAUUCCGCCACGUACAUCAAACCCGCGAUCGCAUACCUACAGGAAGUUUUCCGAUUGGGCCAAAGCAAAGGACUGAGCUUGCAACAUUUAACGUCCAAGGAAAUCGAAGAGAAACUAUCGGAACUGCUGAACCACGAGAUCAUCGACCCCGUGCUUAGGGUGUGGAGAGUGUACAAGUUCGUUUUGAAAAAACCGGAAUGCGAUCGUUACCUGGUGUGCAGUAUCAACCGCAAAGGCCAAUAUCCGGAUAGCAAAACCGGACUCAAGCCAGGCGUUACCAAACUGUCCAGUCUGAUCGCUUCUUGGUUCCUGUCCGGCCGGACCUACACGCCAUACUGGAAGCUUUACAACGCGGCCACCGAAGACCACAACUGUUCGACCAAAUAUCCAGCGUCCUGCCAGGAGUUCCACGAAGAAGAUCUAAGAGCUACCACCGAAUAUUUCCAUAACGAACUUUAACGCGUUGCAAGACGGUCGUACAUCACUGCGGAUACAACUUUAAAGGCUGUCUCAUUGAUUCCGAUUUCCGAACAAUUUUAAUUACAUGUAUCUUAACUCCGAACGGGGUGCACAUUAGGUCACUCGGGUACUUAAGCUUAGUUUAAGCCACCGUUGAUACAUUACCUUUAUUUUGUUUAUCAUUUCGCUAUGUAUACAAAAUCAUACAUACAUAUAUAGUAUAUAUAUUAAAAUAUGUUAACUAUAUUAUAUUUAAUAUAAAAUUACUAUCCGUUAUAAUUUAAUUUUAAUUUUGCACGGCAACCGCAUUUUAUACGAAUAGUCUUGCUCGACAAUUAUCAUCAUCAUUUAAAAUCCUAUGAACAAAUGGACCGCGGAAAGGCUCGCAGAAUACCGUAAAAUAAUUUCAUAUCACGGACACGCACUAUUUACUGCAUGAAUAUUUAUACCUAUAUCGAACACACGUAGAACAUCUGCAAUGCACUCGUGCGUUUUAUUCGAUACCAGUCCGAUGAUUGUUCGCAAAAUUUCAAAAAUCGAGCAACAACAUCUAUUUGUACAACAUACCCGGGACGAUUUUUAACAUUUGAUUUAACGUUUCAAACAAGAUCGUCGAUCAUAGUUCGUAAAUCUUGUUACGGUCCGAACACAAUCAUAUAUUUUUUAGAUGAAACUUCAAGCGCUUGUCGUUGGAAGGACUACAACUUGCAGCAAAAUGUUUAAAAGAAAAAUUAUAUUUAUAUAUUUUACGCGCGUGACUAAUCGUUUUGAAUUCGAUAACUCGGAUAAGUAUCGAUUGGUAGGUCGUACGUUUAAAAUCCCAACGUACGUCUUCGUGAAACAUCAGAAUAAACACAAUAUUCUCGUUGAUAAUCGACAUUGUUUUGAUGUUUCACGUGGCCCGACGGUUAACUUCGAAAAUGUUAACGAACGCAUUUAUAUUUUCAUUAUAAAACACCCAUCUCGUUAGUAACGUAUAAAUAUUAUAUUAGGUUACAGGUAGUACAUUUGAAAUUUUAGUAUAAGUAACAUGUAUAGUAACACUGUUAUAAACAAAAUCAUCCACUUAAACAUUAGUAUACAAUUAUCUAUAUUAUAAUAUGGUACAUGUUUAAGAAACAUUUCGGUUGUAAAAUAUAAAAUAUCGUACUCAUUUUUACAAUAGGUAUUAGGUACCAACGUGUAAGAAACUAGAGAUCGCCCGGACCGGUGCGAAAACAAUCGUCUGAUAUGAUAUUACUUCUUUUUUACAUUUUGACUGAUCCAU